AUGCGGACUGACCUCAACAGUGUGGUUCCCAAAGUAGUUGCAAGCACCCUGAACCAGCAUCAAGCGGGCCGUCUUGACGUUGUCUUCUACGGUCCCGCUGAUCCCCACCCCGAACGAAAAACGCCGGAUCGACGCUGGUCAGCCUACCUCCCUUUCUCCUUCCACAAGUCUUCAUUGAAUGUUCAUGCGGAUAUACUGAAAUGA
Molecule: messenger RNA, 204 nt
Organism: Penicillium samsonianum
Lineage: Eukaryota; Fungi; Ascomycota; Eurotiomycetes; Eurotiales; Aspergillaceae
Exons: 1
Coding region: 1-204 (67 amino acids)
Source: RefSeq, a predicted model, not a curated record